Messenger RNA from Mustela erminea (ermine), 881 nucleotides. RefSeq names its product acireductone dioxygenase 1 (gene ADI1). The transcript is spliced from 4 exons. NCBI's taxonomy places the organism in Eukaryota, Metazoa, Chordata, Mammalia, Carnivora, Mustelidae. Gene Ontology annotation, molecular function: acireductone dioxygenase [iron(II)-requiring] activity. The record is from RefSeq and is a predicted model, not a curated record. The coding region runs from base 141 to 680 and encodes 179 amino acids.
CCCCGCCCCGCCCGGGGAUAAGGGCCCUCCCCGCGCGGCGCGGCCGCUCUUCGUCCCCCGCCUCGCGCAGCCGUUGGCCGGGGUCAGGGCCGGGGGCUGGGAGGGCGCACAGGGGGUGCUCGCGUUGCCCCCGCCCCGCCAUGGUGCAGGCCUGGUACAUGGACGAGUCCGCCGACGACCCGAGGCGGCCCCACCGCGCCGAGCCCAGCCGCCCGGUUGGCCUGGAGCAGCUGCGCCGGCUCGGGGUGCUUUACUGGAAGUUGGAUGCUGACAAAUAUGAGAAUGAUCCAGAAUUAGAAAAGAUCCGAAAAGAGAGAAACUACUGCUGGAUGGACAUAAUAACCAUAUGCAAGUAUAAACUGCCAAAUUAUGAAGAAAAGAUUAAGGUGUUCUACGAGGAGCACCUGCACCUGGAUGACGAGAUCCGCUACAUCCUGGACGGCAGCGGCUACUUCGACGUGCGGGACAAGGAGGACCGGUGGAUCCGCAUCUUCAUGGAGAAGGGGGACAUGAUAACGCUACCCGCCGGCAUCUACCACCGCUUCUCGCUGGACGAGCGGAACUACGUGAAGGCCAUGCGGCUGUUUGUGGGCGAACCUGUGUGGACGGCAUACAACCGGCCCGCUGACCACUUCGAGGCCCGGGGCCAGUACCUGGACUUUCUGGCUCAGACAGUGUAGUGGCGCUCAGGGGUCAGGCCGCCUUCGCCCUGGUCCUGAGUCCCAGCAGAGAGCCUGUUCUCUUUCUCUUACGCCGUAGACAUGGACCCUGGUGAGCUUUCCUUGGCAGGACUAUCCAAUCAGUGUGUUUAAUGAAGGGAGUUUCAUUAUAAAAGUGGUUUUUUACGUGGCAGCGACUCUGGGAUGGUGGACAAGCCACGU